GAAUGGCGAACAAUUUGAAAAAGUUCCUGGUAGACGAUCUAAACGAUUACAUAGACAAAGCGGUAAUCGUUAAAUUGAUUGGUGGAAGAGAAGUUAAGGGUUUUCUGAAAAGCUACGAUAACAACUUCAAUUUGAUACUGAAAGGCGGGCAUGACUGGGAGUAUAGUAAUACACUGUUCUGUUUGGGUGCUUCUGUAAUAUCAAUUUGUGUUGAAUGAUGAUGUAUUAAAAGUUUAUGUUCGCUAA
Molecule: messenger RNA, 246 nt
Organism: Vavraia culicis subsp. floridensis
Lineage: Eukaryota; Fungi; Microsporidia; Pleistophoridae
Exons: 1
Molecular function (GO): RNA binding
Source: RefSeq, a predicted model, not a curated record